GAUACGUGCCCAUUCCAAUAGACACGAGAACACUAAAAAUGGCCUCUCUUUUCCAUCUUCCUUCAUCUCUAACGUUUCGCAACAUUUGUUACUCUCCUUCUAUCCAUCCCAUCAAAGCAUCACAUUCCCAUUUCCGAAUUUCAGUCCGAAAUGAAAACUCAGUACCCCAAUUAUCCAAAUUUUCGGAAUUUUCAUCCAAGACUUUGAAUUUCGUGCUCUCUGGCUCUUUAGUUCUUGCUCUCUCCUUCACAGGAGUUGGUAUUGCCGAAGCAAAGGUCGGAGUUAACAAGCCGGAAUUGCUUCCUAAGGAGUUUACUCCCGUUAUUGAUGUUGCUGGCUUCCUCUCAGAUGGUCAGGAGAAAAGACUUGCAGAAGAGAUCACGGAUAUAGAAAAGGUUACUGGUUUUAAGCUGAGAGUUUUAGCUCAGAACUAUCCUGAUACACCUGGAUUAGCUAUCAAAGAUUUUUGGCAAGUGGACGACAGGACUAUAGUUUUUGUUGCUGAUCCUACCUUUGGCAACAUACUAAAUUUCAAUGUUGGAGCUACUGUGGAUCUUGACAUUCCACGUAGCUUCUGGAGCCGUUUGGCCGGGCAAUACGGGAACAUGUUUUAUUGGAAAGAAAAGGGCGAAGAUGCGUCUAUUGAAGCUGCUGUUAUGGCAAUAUCAACCUGCUUGAGAGAACCAGUUGGUCCGAAUAAUUGCUCGGAGGUAAAGUAAUAUCUGCGUGACACUGCAGAGCUUGUUCCAUAUUUGCUUUGAUCUCUGUACAUUAUAUUUCCUGAUAAGAUGUACAUCAAAAGAUAAAUGAACAAUGCAGUGUCAUACAAUGUACUUUCACUGCCAUUGUAAGGACAAAAAAAGGAUGAGAGAAGCGAUAGGCCAUUUAUUUUUUGGAAUUCAAACUUGUAAAACUGGCUCAUUGAUUACAUCCUCCUGAUGGAUAAUUGCAUUCUAUUUGAAAGAAAUUUCAUAGUGA
Molecule: messenger RNA, 978 nt
Organism: Nicotiana tabacum (common tobacco)
Lineage: Eukaryota; Viridiplantae; Streptophyta; Magnoliopsida; Solanales; Solanaceae
Product: thylakoid lumenal 15.0 kDa protein 2, chloroplastic-like
Source: RefSeq, a predicted model, not a curated record